Molecule: messenger RNA, 4156 nt
Organism: Clupea harengus (Atlantic herring)
Lineage: Eukaryota; Metazoa; Chordata; Actinopteri; Clupeiformes; Clupeidae
Gene: igfbp3
Product: insulin like growth factor binding protein 3
Biological process (GO): regulation of insulin-like growth factor receptor signaling pathway
Cellular component (GO): extracellular region
Molecular function (GO): insulin-like growth factor II binding; fibronectin binding; insulin-like growth factor I binding
Source: RefSeq, a predicted model, not a curated record
AUAAUUCAUCCGGCGGGGGGUGUGCUUCGCAGCUCGUGUCGGUUUUUUUCAGUCUGUAUAAAACCGGGAGUUCCUCUCGCGGAAUCUACAGAUGGAGAGAAUCGCUUGCGCCGCAGGGAUAGUGACAGACCACAGAAGUGACACACGCGCAUUUUAUUUUCGUGAAAUAAGCCCGAGGCCGCGCCUGUCGAGGGGAUGACUGGACUGUGUGCUCUCUUUUUGACGGCGCUGCUUGCGGCCUUUACCCGGUUCACGGAAAGCGUUGGGCCGGUGGUCCGUUGCGAGCCCUGCGACUCGCAUGCGCUGACUCUGUGCAAGCCGCUGCUGCCGAGAGACUGCUUGGAGCCGGUGCGCGAGCCAGGUUGUGGGUGUUGCCUGACUUGUGCACUCCGCGAGGGCCAAGCUUGCGGAGUUUACACGAGCCGCUGCGGAAGCGGUCUCCGUUGUCGGCUACGGCCUCACGAGACCAGACCGCUGCAAGCUCUGCUGGAAGGCCGGGGAGUGUGUACCCUAGUCUCAACAGAUAAAACACUCACGGGAGUAAUACUGCCCACCGGCAAACACGACAAUCCUGAGGAGUCAUAUCAGGAGGAGGCAAAUUCCAACAUCACCAUGAUGACAGUCGCCAUGGCGUCCGAAGGCCGCCCCCAGCCGGCAGUGACAGAGCACAAAGUCCCACCCCUCCUCAGCAGGCUUGGCGUGGUCAGGAAAGAGAAGAACAGGAAGAGUCAGAGCUACAGAAUGGAGUCGGUUGGCGGCGACUUGCACACAGACACACACAACUUCAGCCUGGACACCAAGAGAGAGACGGAGUAUGGCCCAUGUCGAAGGGAGAUGGAGAGUGUGUUGAAAAGUCUUAAGAUCACAAACGUGUUGAACCCAAGAGGCGUUCACAUCCCGAAUUGCGACCGGAGAGGAUUCUACAAGAAAAAACAAUGUCGUCCUUCAAAGGGUCGCAGGAGAGGCUACUGCUGGUGUGUGGACAAGUAUGGCCAGCGAUUGCCCGGAUAUGAUGGCAGAGACCAGGGAUCCUCACAUUGCUACAACCUGGAAAAUAAGUAAAAUGUGGCAAGACAAUGUGGGAGAGAGAGGGAGGGAGGGGAAGUGUUCUUUCGAGGACUCGGGCUAGAUAAACACACACUUUUAGAUGUAGUGUGUUUGUGUGUGUGCGUGUAUAUGUUUUGUGUGUUUGUGUGUGCAUGUGUGUACUUGUGUGUGUCCUUUGGGGUUGGAUCAUGCAUAGCUCCUUUACAGGUUAACAGUCCCAUGGUGCUAAGUUUUUCCCAUGGUGCACUGGUGCUGAUAUCGGUGAGCUCCUUAGAGCCAGUUGUUGUUGGUGAUGUCACGCCGGUCUUUGACUGGUUAGUUUGAAGGAGCUCUCGCCCUCUAAAUUGUCUGCCACUUCAGCUCUCCUCCAAUCAGGUUGCGUAUUUGCUGUUUGUCCUCUGUCGUCGCGAUCAUCGUUGUUGCGGCAGCCCGUCCCCCUGUAGUGAGCACGCUCCAUCUGAGCAGAUGCACUAAAUGCACUUUUCACGCUGUCCAAGAUGGCUUCUGUCACAAAACCGUGAAAAGCUGUCCACGGUGGCCCGCCACACUCCAGGAACUAAAAGGGUUAACAUACAAAAUGUUCUCUAGAACCUUCACCAGUGAGAAAUAGCUUUGUUUUUAUUUAUUUGAUUUAUUUAUUCUUCACAGGAUGGUGAUUGAAGUAUUUCACUCUCUAAGAGAAUAGGGUUGUUGGCAUCAAAGAAACUUUGAAAAGAACUGGCUUAGAACCAUGUCAUGUAGUUUCAUGUAUAGAACCCUUUUUUGGAACUUAAUGGUUGUCAGCUAUAUACCAGUUUUCAACUCUGAAAUACUGUUGUCAGCUCCAAAAUCCCUUUUGCUAAGAAAUGUACCUUGUGUGGAAAAGGUUUUGUGUAAGAUGUGAUGUUUUUGGAGAACAUAUGAAGAACUCUGGAGGGUUCUAGGUGUCACCUUUUUUCUAAGAGUGGUGGUAGACGUACAGAAAACACACCGGAAGCCGCAUAAAGAAGCUUUUAGUCAGACAGGACAGCAUCAUCCAGAACACUUCUCAGCAGACAACAUGGAGGUCAUGUCAUUUCUUUUGCAACAACUACACCAGCGUCCUAAGCAUGUUAAGGACACUGGCUAAUGUUUUUUACCUAAAGAGAGUCUCUUGUCCCAAACAUGGCAGUUCUUUACAAUAAUCUGAUAAAAAAAUGUUAUCGCCGUAUUCAACAUAGGGACUUGCAAUACAAGUUGCUGGCUCUGUGUUUUCAAAGGAAGCAAUGUCACAUUGGGUGUAUUUCCAAUCGGGGGCCAUCAGAAGCCUUCUGAUGCUCAGUCCAGUGUCAAGCUGAAUGAACGAGAACUGAAUGGGGUAUCAGAGAAAGAAAAGGCACCUCUGUCCUGACAAAAAAAAGAGCCAGCUCCUUGUUGUGAUAAACCAGAGCGCCAGAGCAUCCAUGACUUCAUAAAAAAAAAGAUCAGCCCUGAUGUGAUACGUUUGCCAUCUGAGGCUAGACACUCUCAGUAGUGGGACAUGUGCUCUUAAUGGGAAUGGAGGAAUAUCCACUUCAUGGCUAUGCAGACUCUGCUUGCCUUAACAAGACCAGAGGGGUCUUUUGCCUUUAAUUGUGGUGAUGCUGGAAUUAGAGUUUGAAGUAGACUGGCCAAAAAACACCACAUCACUCUCCGUGCCUCAUGGCUUUCAGUCGUGCAUAUGCACACACACACACACACACAUACAAGUACAGAUGCGCAUACACACAUGCACAAGCAAAUUCGCACCCUUUUGUCCUUGAAUCCUUCAUGGGACAUGUGGACGUCAGGCCCUAUCUUUUAUUAGUGCUCUACACCUGAUUUCCUGAUAGAAGACUUGAAAAUGGAGGGAACCAAUGAGAACGCUGCCCAGUAGCUCAGGAGCAUGCAGUUUGCCAACCUGCAAUCACCAACCCUAACCUCCCAUCCACCCAUCGACCCCCCCCCCCUCCCACUAAAAACAAACAAGCAAGCAUAAAGCAGACUUAAGAAAAAAUCUCUGGUGCUGACAUUUUCUUAGUUGGGUUGGUUUUGGGAGAAAAUCCUAAGUGUCUGAUCAUUGGCCCUCCAAUAUCUGUGAGUUUGUCCUUUUUAAAGUGAAUACAUAUAUAUUUUCUUCCAGAGGGGAUGCGCGUGCAUUGCUUCAGGAGACAGAAAAGUUAUUUAUGUCAGAAAAGUAUAUAAGCUGAUCCAAACUUCACAUUUUUUUUUCUUAAAUAAAUAUAUAUUCAAUGGCAUGUUUGUUGCACAGCUGCAUUCAGUAGCUUAAGGUCAGUGUAUUUUCGGGGGACUAUAAUCACUAAAGAAUGUCUUUGAAAUAUUUUUAUUUAUCAACAUUGAGCAUAGUCUUUCACUUUUUUAAUGGACAUCUGAUCUUGGAACAGCUGUGUGGUUAUGCAUCAUCAAGCUGCUUCCUCUUUUAGCUUAAGCUAAGUGAAGUGCUUUCUGGUGCUACCUUUAGUUAAGUCAUGCAGCGCUAAAGCUUCAUCAAAGUGAAGGCAUUUGCUGAACCUAAUCUUAGCUGGUCAGAAGUUGAUUCACAGAAUAAGCUAAUCUGAAGCUAUGGAAAUGUAGAAUAAAUGUAGCUGAGCUCUGAAGACUUGCGGACGCUAAAUUCAGCUAACGCGUCUUCAUGACAACUUCUCUUGUACAAAGUGCUUUACAAAUUUACUUUACUUGAUUAAGAAUAUACUGAGGUAGGCUGAAAUAAUCUGUGCUUAAAACUAAGCUUAGGUGCAUGUGAAAAUAAAAUAAAAAAAAGUGGAAAAACAUCAGCAUGGCCAAAGCUGUGCCAGGUGUUAGUGUCGCUAGAGCCAAAAUGUACACUAAACUAAGCUUACUUUAAAGCUUACACUGAGCUUAGUGAAGCUGUCCUAGCCCACGUCUCUCUAUUGUGCAAUGCCAGGAUCUGUUCAGUCACGGGUAAUGGUGUGUUCUUUUGUUUUGUCAUCAUUUGAAAGAUUUUAAUUCUAUGAAAGCUUUUCAUUGUACUAAAGUAGAAAUUACACAUACUGUUUUCUUUGAAAGAAGAAAUGUACUUGUUGAAAUAUAAUUUGUAUUUAAUGUCUUUUUUUUUAAUAAAUAAAAACAGACUAUUUUAAUUUAUGUAAUA